Messenger RNA from Lates calcarifer (barramundi perch), 1578 nucleotides. RefSeq names its product sialidase-3. Gene Ontology annotation, cellular component: lysosome; membrane; cytoplasm. The transcript is spliced from 2 exons. The record is from RefSeq and is a predicted model, not a curated record. Gene Ontology annotation, biological process: ganglioside catabolic process; oligosaccharide catabolic process. The coding region runs from base 118 to 1317 and encodes 399 amino acids. Gene Ontology annotation, molecular function: exo-alpha-sialidase activity. Lineage: Eukaryota; Metazoa; Chordata; Actinopteri; Centropomidae.
GUCCACCCAGUCUCAGGAAAGCCUAUAAACCCUCCGGCUUCGAUGACCAUAGAAAUACACACUGCAAGUCUUUCUUUUUUACUUACUGAGUGAUCAUUUUACACACAGAUACCAGCCAUGGACAACAUACAGACGAAAACUGUGGAUGUCUUUAAAUCUGUUGUGUACAGGAUUCCUGCUCUUUUCUACGACAGAAACAGUGAAACUCUUCUAGCUUUUGCAGAGCAGAGGGAGACUGCAGAUGAUGCCAGUACAAAGAACCUGGUUAUGAGUAGAGGAACGCUGAAGGAUGAAUCCUCUGGUGCAAAGACAAUUGAGUGGUCGGAGUUCAAAAUAGUGGAAAAGGCAAAACUUGACAACUACCGUCCUAUGAACCCCUGCCCAGUGUUUGAGAAGAACACCAACACACUUUUCCUGUUUUUCAUCUGCGUUGAGGAUGGUGUGACAGAGCAAUGGCAGAUAAAAAACUGCACCAACAAGGCCCGUCUCUGCUACAUCACAAGCACUGAUCUUGGACAAACCUGGAGUGAAGAAGGUGUGACAGAGUUGACAGACAAACUGGACGAAAUUAAGAACUGGAAAACAUUUGCUGUUGGGCCAGGCCAUGGUCUUCAAAUGAAGAAGGGUAGAUUGAUUGUUCCUGUUCAUGCUUAUGCUUGUGUUUGUGCUCCCUGCUCUUCCUGCUGUUGUUACAUAACGUGUAUGUGUUCGUGUACGUGCUCUGCUCCGAAUGCUCUUGCCCUGUACAGCGAUGAUAGGGGCAGCACAUGGAAGUUAGGCAAAAUGUUUCAAUCACAAUCAGGGGAAUGUCAAAUGGCAGAGAUUUUUGAUGGAGACAAAAGCUCCAUCUACUGCAAUGCUCGUAGUCAGGGAUGCUGUCGAGUGGAAGCUGUCAGUGAAAAUGGUGGAGCUGAUUUUCACACAUUGAGCAAUGCUACAAAGCUUGUUGAAACUCAUUCAGGUUGUCAGGGAAGUGUGGUCUCAUUUCCAGCUCAAGAUGAAGGUGCAGAGGGUGACCCAAAGUGGCUGCUCUACACUCACCCAUGUGAUCCGUGCAAAAGAUUUAAUUUAGGAGUGUAUGUGAACAAAUCCCCAAAGGAUCCAAGUAAGUGGAGCAAACCCUGGAUCAUUAACAGUGGACCCAGUGGUUACUCAGACCUGGCUUACAUUGGUAAUGGUUGGUUUGCAUGUCUGGUGGAGUGUGGGGUGAAGAAAGAAACAGAGCAGAUAGCCUCUGUGGUUUUUAGCUACGAUGACAUCAAGCAAUCCACUACAAUGCAAUGUAUAAUGUCAUGUCAGUGUUUUAAAUGUCCGUAAAUGACAUGACAAUCAAAGUUAUGCUUGGAUGCUCUGUACUUUAAAAUGAUUAACAGCCAUUUACAAAUACAGUUAACUUUAAGUUGCUUACAUUUUCAUUUUGUUUUGAUUUUGAUUUCAGCUCUAACAACCAUGACACUUAUGUAUAAUACUGUGCUGAUAUUUUGUUGCACUUUUCAAAUGUGUAUUUACAAAGAUGCUAUAUUUACCCAGAGGUUGUGUUGUUUAUAAAAUGUAAAGAGCAAAAUACAUUUUGACAAA